UCACACAGUUGUUCCUUUAAGGCCACUAGGGGGUGUCUAACAAUUUCACGGAUUUUUCCUUCUCAUAAUUGGUAACCACGCCUUAACAUUAGUAACUGUGAGUCUGAUAGAAGUGAUGCGAAUUGAAGAAUAAAACGUUGCGUAGAAGCGAAGACCGAAGCAAGCCCCUGCUGUACUACAGCUCCCGACACCACCAGGCCUCGGAUAUCCGCAAGCCAUGGCCGCUCUCCGCAGUAUCAUCAUGUACUGCGUCACAGUGCGGCCGCUCAGCAGGAAAAUGUGGCGCCCGAGUCUGUCGCCUCUUCACAAACGCGCGCCUGCCACGCAAGUCAUGCCGGCAACUACAGUCACCACGUCACCAGCCAAGCGAUCGAAAGAUGAGCUGAUGUAUCCCUCGGGUCCUGUGCUGAACUUUGCAAAACUGACCGAAAAUGCCUACACGCCCACCAGAGGGUCAGCGCGGGCAGCGGGAUACGACCUAUACAGUGCGUACGAUUAUGUUAUUCCUGCUCUCGAAAAACUGGUGGUAAAAACAGACAUCCAGAUUCGUGUACCUACAGGGUGCUAUGGACGAGUUGCUCCACGUUCCGGAUUAGCUGCCAAGUAUUUCAUUGAUGUUGGAGCUGGCGUAAUUGAUGAGGACUACAGAGGCAAUGUUGGUGUUGUGUUAUUUAAUUUCGGAAAGGAUGCUUUUGAAGUGAAAAAAGGUGAUAGAGUGGCACAGUUGAUAUGUGAGAGAAUACUAUACCCUGAACUUGAAGAGGUCAAAGCUUUAGAUGAUACAGAACGUGGUGCUGGUGGAUUUGGAUCUACUGGUCAGAAUUAAAUCGUCAAGUCAUUUAUGUGCACUUUUUUUUCUCUUCUGGAUUGUACAGUGUUUAGCUUCCAUUUAAGGUACUAUUUAAUGGAACUGUAAUGGAGAUCACCUACUUUCUCUAUGCAGUCAGUGUUUAGUGCAGGUUUUAAUUAUGGAAUGAAUUUUUGAAAUCCAUUAAUUCUUUUUUACGACUUUGUAAAUGUUACUGUAAAAUAUCCUUUUUUGCCAGAAAAAAAAGUAAUAAAACACCCGAGAACUCAGUAAAAA
Molecule: messenger RNA, 1084 nt
Organism: Xenopus laevis (African clawed frog)
Lineage: Eukaryota; Metazoa; Chordata; Amphibia; Anura; Pipidae
Gene: dut.S
Product: deoxyuridine triphosphatase S homeolog
Exons: 7
Coding region: 218-826 (202 amino acids)
Biological process (GO): dUMP biosynthetic process; dUTP catabolic process; pyrimidine deoxyribonucleotide biosynthetic process
Cellular component (GO): cytoplasm
Molecular function (GO): dUTP diphosphatase activity; magnesium ion binding
Source: RefSeq, a predicted model, not a curated record